This is a messenger RNA of Caenorhabditis sp. 36 PRJEB53466, 6294 nucleotides long. NCBI's taxonomy places the organism in Eukaryota, Metazoa, Nematoda, Chromadorea, Rhabditida, Rhabditidae. The record is from the annotation of a GenBank genome assembly.
AUGCGUAUUUUAUUGAUUUGUAUCGCUAUUAUUCCCUACGUCUCGACUCUUUCCUGCCCAGAAGUGAACUUGUCCCAAAGGCCGAAACACUGCAAGAAAGAAUGUAUAGCGGAUGAGGAUUGCAAGAAGAACAAGAGAUGCAUGUGCGACGGAGAAUGCGGGCUGAGUUGUGUGAACCCUGGUGAGUAAUCGAAUCACAUGUUUUUCUUCCGUACAAGAACCGAGGUUGCAGUAGCAAUGUGUCACCCCCUUCCGAACAUUGAAAAUGGAUUCAUCAGAACAGCGGGAGAUUUGAGAUUCGGAUCGAAUGCGGAAUACGGGUGCAACAAAGGAUAUAUCCUGGUCGGUGCUAGUCAGAGAAGAUGUCAAGCGAACAAAGAAUGGAGUUCAGCACAGCCAGUCUGCAGAUUACAACGUAAGAAUCCGACAAUCACUUAAAAACACCCAGAUUAUAGUGAAAUGCGGACCUCCGCCUGAAAUCCCAUUUGCGGUUCAUGACGGAUCGUCUUUUUCUGGAGAAUACGAUCUUGAUGCAGAAGUCGCGUACAAUUGUAUUCCUGGAUACCAUAAAUUUAACGCAAAAGUGAGUACCUUCUAAAAUUUUUAGUCUACAGCCAGGGCUAACUAAGUAAGCAAAAGGCUUGCCCGGGCUUUUGGAAGGCCUGGACUUUUGGCUCACUCGCAAUAAUCCUAUUGGGCCCUUUCUUGAACUUGGAUUGAAGUAUCUUGGGUUCAAGUUUCAGACCGAUUGGAUUAUCUGGUCCGGAGAUAUGUGGACACCCGAAAAGGCCGAGUUUUUGCAAAAAUUGCUACUCUUCGGCCUAGGAUCCACAUAUCUUCAGAGUGAACAAUCUGAUCGGUCUGAUAUUUGGUAAGUGGCAAAAGUCCAGGACUCGACAGGCCGUUUAAAAGUCUGGAGCGGCCUUUUGUCCAGUUCUGUCUACAACUAACUUUCCUAGGGACUCUCCAUCUCGAAAUGUCUUCUCAAUCGCAAAAACGUUGCACAGUGGUUUGGACCAGAUUUGCGAUGCAAAGGUAUGGGAGAUGCAGACUCGAACUGAAAAUCAUUUUUUAGCGAGAGCAUGUCCGGACCCAGGAGAUAUCGAAAACGGCAUGAGAGAAGGGGACACUUUCGAAUACCCGCAUCACGUCAAGUACUCGUGCAACCCAGGAUUCCUACUUGUUGGAUCCACAUCUCGCCAGUGCUCGAGUAAUGGAGAAUGGACUAAUGAACCCGCCAAUUGCAAAGGUAUUGCAAAGCACGCUUCAUAUUUUUUACUGACUAUUUCAGCAACUGAAUGCUCCCGUCCGUCAAGCCCUUUGCAUGGAAAAGUGGUUGGCAGCUCGUUGACUUAUCAAUCAAUAGUCACUUAUUCCUGCGAUCACGGAUAUCGAUUGGUUGGACAGGUUCAAAGAAUAUGUUUGGCAGAAGGGAUAUGGGGAGGAAAUGAGCCCCGGUGCGAAGAGAUCCGGUGCCCACUGCUUCCUGCUCUGCCUAAUGGCUACAUUGAAGGCAGUGAGACGUCGUUUGGAGCAGUGGCAGUGUUUCGGUGAGGAAAUUCACACUUUGGUGAGGGAAUUUUUAAAAUUUGCAUACAGAUGCUUGGAAACUAUGACCCACGAAGGCGCCUCAAACGCAAAGUGCAUGGAAGAUGGGCAAUGGAGUGCACCGAUGCCGAGAUGUCUCGCUUCUUGUAGAAUUCCUCCGAUUCAGAAUGGGCGGAUUAAAGACAAAAGUGAAGGACAACUCAUUGCUUCAGGUACAUUUUUGCACAGUAUUCGGGAGCCUGUUCAGGUUUUUGUUUUCAGGCUCAAAAAUAAUUGUGGAGUGCAAUAAACAACACGAAGCAAACAUUGAUGAACGCUUGAUUUGUUCCAACUCGACAUGGUCCCAUGUUCCCGUUUGCAGUCCCUGUGAGUAGAUAGUUAUUUGCACAAUAAAAAACGCAGACUUGCAACGAGCCGGGUCGAAACGUGAAAUUCUCGGCCCGGGAAGCCUCAAAAGUGGCUGAUCAAUAGUUCUCACCGCUCACACACGUUUUUUCAGUGAGUUGCCACAGUUGGCCGCCAAGAGUUCCACACGCCAGAAUUCUAUUCUCCAAGUCAUCGCAUGGCUCGAUAGCAAAAUAUGAAUGCAGUAACGGAUUUCAUCCAAACAGAAAUAACAAAAUUAUCAAAUGCCUUUAUGGGGAAUGGACAAAAGAUGGGCCGCCGAUGAAAUGUCUUCCAAGUGAGUUUCAUCCACCAAUCUUGCAUUAUUUUCUAAUUUCAGGUUGGUGUGAACAUCCGAGCAAAACCUACGGCACGCUUCCAGGUGGUCAAAUACUACUGGAAGGCAUUCUCGGAGCGUACGAAUUCCAAAGUUACAUCCAGAAAGUUGAAGAAGGCCGAGCAAUCAGUUUCCAAUGCAGCAAAGGCAACUAUCUCAUCGGUGAGUUCAUUAAGCUCAGAUUCAUAGUAAAACCUACUUAUUCUUCUUUUGCAGGACCCCCUAAAGCCACAUGUGUUAAUGGUGAAUGGAUGCCGAAAGUGUCUCCAAAAUGCGUUUCUCAAACUCAUCCAAUGAUCGAAGGAAAAAUUUUGUGGGACCGUAAAAAGAGAAGCCUACCUAGCAGAGUUACGAGACAAUUUAAUGAUGAUGGUUUGCAACGUGGACAAUAACUGUUGAACAGUGCUUCUUCAGAAUUAUCGUAUAAUCGUCAGAUAAUUGGAAAAUGCGGUCUGGUACCUGGAAAACUGGAAAGAAUGAUAAUGCAACACUCGGAAAAUGGAAUUUCGGUCUGUUAAAACUCUUGUUUGAGUAAACGGUUUUUGUAACUACCAUCUUGUCUUUCAUUGCUAACCAAAAGAUCCUAAGAGGAAAAAGGUUCUGGAGGUAUGGGGAAUCGAACCCCAGACUUCUCGCAUGCAAAGCGAGCGCUCUACCCCUGAGCUAUACCCCCCGCACAUUUGCCCACUAUCCAAUUGUAGUUAAAUGGAGAGAAAUGAGUGUCUUUUGCGAUAGACUGGUCGGUUGAGAGUGGAGAGAAGGCAGACAAUAGAUAGGAAUCAGUGGUGGAAACAGAGAAUGGGGUUUGAAUGCUCAACAAUCUGUUCUGUGAAUUGUGAAAGAUCUGUGAAUUUAUCUUUAAAAAAGCGCUUUCCAACAAAUGAAAAGUUGCGAGACUCAUCUUACAUUUCAAAAAAUACAAAAUCUUUCUUUUGAACCUAUAAAAAUUGAUUCCGCAUGCCGCAUUUCACAAACGUACAUAAAUGGUCACUUCCACAGAGUUCUGAAGCCUUUGAAAGUUAUAGCAAAUAGAUAUAAAACCUUUUGUGUGACUUUUUCCCGGAUUCAUCCCCUUCCAAACAGUCCGGGAGCAGUAUGUGCGUUCAGGUGAUUUGUAGGGAAGGAUACGAGUUUGCUAGCGAGAGUAUCGAUGGCAAAUCAACGUGUUUCAACGGUCGCUGGCAACCUGAAAUUGCAGAGUGCAUUCCAAGUUUGUCCCUAUCGCUUUUCUUUCCCAAAACACUCAUUCCCUUUGAGAAUCUUGUCGAGUACCGAUAAGACUGCACGUGUUCUUUUUAAAAACGGGUACUUCUCAAAUUUUACAAUCGAAUGACGUGGUGGAGGACGGAACUGUGGCUCAAAUGGCAUGUUUGCGAGGAUUCCAUUUGAACGGGAACGGCGUUUUGGAAUGUGUGAAAGGGGAACUGAAAGAACCACUGGGGCAUUGUGUGCCACGUGAGUUUGACAUCGAGGUGACCUGGAAAACCAAUCUUUCCUAUUUUUUCAGAAGAAUGCGUGCUUUCCGAAUUGAUAGUGGGAAAGUACAAUACCACUGCAGAGACGAUCAAAAAUGGAGAAAAUGUGCUUCUCAUGUGUACUGGCACAAAUGUGACCAUCACUUGCUCUAAGGGAAACUUGAACCCAGCACCUUCUUGUCAUGAAAAUGGUUAAAAAUGCGGGCGAGAUAGGAGAAACUCAUAAAAAUCUUCAGAAAGUCGUUUUUGCAUUGCUCCUCAGGACACUACUCCGGCCAUAAUCUAUCGUUAUCACGGAUUGAAGAAAACUCACAUCGAUCGAUAUCAAUCGGCUUACCCCAAUGGUACUAUAUUUCAAUUCAAGGUGAGAAAGGUUUGAAAAGGUGGUCUCAAUUCAAACGUCAUUUUUUCCAGUGCAAUGAUAAAGAAGAAGCGGGUGGAAUUGAAUGCAUCAACGGAGAAUGGGUCAGCAAUUUGUUACCUUGUGGUAAGAAUCAUUUAGACUUUUUUUUUUCAUAUUUUUAACUUGCUCUUUCAGUCACAGCAAAUAUUACCGCGUGGAAAAUGCCUACAAAUGAUGAAAUGUGCUCGCCUCUUCGUCUGGAACCUAAUCAAAAAAUAUUUAAUGUCGAAAACUAUGUGCCCCACCCAACGCACUUGUUUGCGCAUGGAACCAUUCUUAAUGUGACCUCUUUUCAUGCUCGAAAGUUUGAAACAAAUCUGAUUUUUAGGUAGGAUGUAUGACAACCAGUAGUGCGGUGGAAAGCGUGUCAAUCAAGUGCAGACGUGGCAGAUGGGGAUUCAAAAAGAAAUUGAACUGCUCAAACAGUAUUUAGAGUUUACCUAUUCUCAUUUGAAGAAUCAUUUUCAGUCGAAACAACAUGUUCUCUGAAAAUGAACAUCAACUCCCACACAGUCAUCUAUCACACCCAAAAGAAAGAAACAGUGCUUUUUAAUCAGCACUUUGAAUCCGGCGCGAAACUUAUAUUCCGAUGUGUGAAUAUUGGAUUGGAGAGAUUACACGGCAAACGAGAGCUUCAGUGUUACAAUGGAGUUUGGAGCAGUCCCAUACCUUAUUGUAUUCCAAUUCAAGCAACAGGUAUUUUUUUCAGUUUUCAGUGUUUUCAGGGUCGUUUUCAGGGAGCAGUGUGCCUAUCAAGUACUCGGUGACUCAUGGAACUCAUGCGAUUUCUUCGAAAGGAGAGCUCAUAGUUUCCAGAGCAGCCAAUGUGAAACUGACGUGUCUCACAGAGAAAGUAGCUUCGGAUACAAAUUGGGUGAGAAUGAACAGAUAAGUGGUCCCAACUGGUUGGAUCCUUCAGAAAGUCACAUCCACUUACCGCUCAUAUCCGACACAAUGGACAAAAGCAAAGACAGGAGAUCACGAUGAUAUCGAUGGGUUUGAAGUACGGUAUCUCCAAUAUUCUUCUCAUUUCGUUUGGAUUUCCAGGUGUCCAUCGCAAGUGCUCAGCCAUUUGACACUGGAUUAUUGCAUUGUGUCCUACCGAAUGGUUCCAGAAAUACCAUCAAACUUGUCGUACACGGUAGUUUACAAAAAAGAGGAAUGAGUUAUGUCGAACAUUCCAGGCGACAAAUGUCUGUUCCCCACAGGUCCCGCCAACUUGCAGAUUCAUCUGUCAAGCCCGACGUUAUUUGUGGGAACAGUUGCUCAAUUCUCGUGUCCGUCCGGGUUUUUUGUGGAAGGGAAUCUCGUGGCCACUUGUCUAGAAGAUACAAAUUGGAGUCAUCCUGUUCCCAGAUGUGUUGGUAGGGAAUGAAACGAAACAAAAACGUUUUCCUUUUGAAUUUCAGCAGCACAAUGUCCAGCAAUAUUUGUGAAUGGAACACGAAUGACGGUUAUCGUCACUUCUUACAGAACUGGCGGAGUUGCUCACUUCAAAUGUCAUAAAGGGUGAUUUGAUUGGAUUCAGAAUUAUUUUCAAAGUUCAGAAUGAUCGUACUUGCAAAGCCGGCCCGGAAUUCAAUUUUUACAUUUCAGUCCGGUAUAUUGUAAAUCUGAAAAUCAUAUCAUUUUCAGAUACACUCUUCUCGGCGAGCAAAACGUUCAUUGCACAAACCAAGGAGCGUGGAGUCACGACUUGCCACGUUGCAAUGUUGUGAACUGCCCUCCACUUCUACCCCCGGUGAACGGUCAUUUCAUCGGCGAGCCUAAAGAACUGUACACAAAAGGAGACAUAGUUCUGCUUGGAUGCCUUCCAAACUACAUGCUGACCGGAGGCGACUUUGCCGUAUGUCAAGCGGAUGGAGAAUGGAGCGAGAUCAAGACCAGAUGUUUGUUUGCAGACUUAGCCCCUCAAAAGCCAACAGGUUUAUUGUUCAUUUUCAGGCGAUGGCUACUGUAGACAUCCCGGACAACCGGAUCAUGGAGCAACUACCACAAUAGCCAAAGACUAUUAUUCCAUCGGAGAGAAGAUUGUAUUUUACUGCCCGUCCCAGAACUACAAACUGAGUUCGGACAAUGUUUUGAUUUGUACCUCACCUGGCCAGUGGUCACGUCGUCUACCACUUUGUCUGCCGUCAAAUUCCUGA